Messenger RNA from Bactrocera oleae (olive fruit fly), 6323 nucleotides. It is a transcript of the gene smal, whose product is annotated as smoke alarm. NCBI's taxonomy places the organism in Eukaryota, Metazoa, Arthropoda, Insecta, Diptera, Tephritidae. The record is from RefSeq and is a predicted model, not a curated record.
UGCUGCACAUCAUCGCCUUGAACGACAACAGUCAGCGCUAACACCACCACCAUCACUAGCAACACAACUAACAGCAGAAGCAUUCCCUUUAACAGCAACGACGAACAUGUCACCUAGCCACCACCGCGCAAUAAUUUACGCGCAGCAUAUGUGUGCACGAGUACAUUGAAGGGCUGGAUCAGCUAGUGAGCCAUCGGGCAACUGUAGCGUAACUGUGCAACGAAUGGUCGCACAGUCGCAGCCGAACACUCUACGGAGUCAGAACAAAUUCAUAGUUAGCGCGCAUAAACGUUUAGUAACGCGUAUAAGCCGAACGAACGUUUGUUUGUGUGGGGUACGUUGCCGUCAAAACAACGGUACUUUUUUGGAUUAUCAUUUUUAUUCGUGUACACAGACCGACAACUCGUCGUCGAAGAAAAUCUGAAGUUGUUGAGGUGUUUUCCAUACACUAUAUUUUUUUUUGGUUUUCUCGUCCGCGUAUGUGAACAUACGAUAUAUUGUAUAUGUGUGCGCGCAUAUGUGUACUUCCGCCACAUAUCGAUGUUGUUUCGCGUUGACGACGCGUCGCGCAAAAUGAACUUUGCAUAUUUCGACAUAGGAUUUCCGCAAACAGCGCGCGUAUAUUUUUGUGUGGGUCCAAACACAAAUGAUAAAUGAAAGUGUUUGCAAAACAUCCACAUUCGCAGUAGUAAAAGUGUUUGUGGUUACUUGGAAAAUGUGCUUGCAGCAUAAGUGAAAAUUGGUUUCGAAGACGAAGGUAGUGUUUGAAAUCAUUGUUGCAGUAAACUUUAACGAAAAAUGCUAAGAAGGCUGAAAUACGUUGAGACAACGACGACGUUGCUGGUGGACGCAACGUUAGGAAGCAACAAAUGUGUUGGAUAAUAGAGUUUUUUGGCAGGUAAAUAUUUUUGGAAGUGCUCAAGUGCGCUAAAUAGAAGUGAAUAUUCGAAGGAUAAAAAAUUCGAAAAAUAAUUUUGUGAAAAAAUAACGAUUACAGUGUAUAAAAAUAUAAAAAUUGUAUUAAUAUGAUAUUCAAAGUGUGUAAUUAAAACUAUAAUGAAUUAAAGCUAAUACGAAAAAAAAUUUACAGUUAGACAGAAAUUUAAAUACUGCUAAAACAAAAUAACCGGAAUUGCUUUUAUCCAGUACCAACAGAUAUUGCAAAUCUGCGCCUAUAAUUAAAAAAAAAAAUAUUUUGGAUUAAAUGUAAUCAUUAUAUGUUGUAAUCAUUACCUGCUGUAAUCAUUACAUAUAAAAGUAUGCAUUUUACCGUUACUUUCUGUGAUGAAUUUUAGUUUUCAAAUAACUUUGUCUAAAAACCGUUAUAAUUAACUACAAAAAGCAAUUUGUGUUAUGGCAAUUAUAUUAAAAAUAUGUGAGUUGUAAAUAGCGAGACGAAAACAAAAACAAAAAUUUAAAGAAAAAAGCAGCAAUAAAAACGCGGAAAAAUAUAAGCAAAAUUAAAAAUUUUUAAAUUUUACUGUGAGUCGGUAAUAUAUUUACAAACACAUAUCAAACAAAAAUAAUAAUAAAAGCAUAGCAAUAAAAAUCGAGUGCAGAAAACAGAUUUUUUGAACAAAAAAAAAAGUUAAAAACCAUUCACACAAAAUAAUUGCAAAAAAAUAAAAAGUAAUAAUAAAUAAAAAAAGUAGUAAUAACAACUCACUUAAUACAAGCAAUCUAAGCAGCUUUUACAGCAAAAUAAAAAUAAUCAUGAAUAAAAAUAAAAAAUAUAAAAUAUAUUAAAAAAAUUUACUGCGCUUUGUAUAGCACAACAGCUGUGAGGAAAGUUAUUGCAUUUAUUUUCAAACUAAAAUCAAUUUUUUUGUGGCUUUAAUUAGCACACAGAAAACUUAUAACAACAAUUACAACCCAACUAAAUCCACGAAACGCUUUUAAAAAUUAAAAAAAAUUCUAAAACAAACUUCGCGCUUACAGCAACUCAUAACAGUGUGUGUAAACAGCAAUUUGUUUGAGCUUGUUGUAGAUUUGCGUGUUUGAGCAAUUAAAGCCAACUUAAAGCCGCACACCACAAGCCACCGCAAGCGUUGUAACCACCAGCCGUGGAUCUGUGAAAUUGCUUCAUUUUUAAUUUAUCAGCUGCCUAUGAAAAGUUAAACAAGCGAGCGAGUUAUAUUUUUACAAAAAAAUAAAAAAUAAAAUAAAAUAAAUAAUUGUGUGUAUUUUCUGUUGUUUGUGUAAAACUUUUGCACCGCUUGCAUUUUUAAUAGAUUUUUACACUUCAACUGCUGCAUGGUGCAAGCGUGUGUAUUUAAUAACGAUUGCUGUUGGUGUAAAUAAUUCGGUUUUGGCACAAAAACAACAAAAAACAACUCGAUACAGAAAAUCUAAAUAUCGACACUGCCUCUUAUGAUUUAUAUCCACUAAACUUUUUGCAACGAAAAUAGCGAAAUAUUGAGUAACAAAAGGCUAUCUAUACUGUGAAAAUAUCUAUGUAAUUCUAAAAAUAUAAGCUACACUUAAACUGAAACCCUCUGGAAAAAUAAUAAAAAAAUAAAUAAAAAUGCUUACUACUACAAGCCACACAACAACACCUACAACUCUAAGCACACUCAGUAGUAGAAAUUCAAAGUUUCAUCACCACCACCUCCAUCAACACAGUUCACACCCGCGCAACAACUCUAACACCCGCAAAAUGUUCUCCCAACAGUGCCUUUCUUCCCGCAACUACAACUAUCGACUACUACAAAUCGCUCUAGUGUGCACAGUGGCGCUGCAGUUCGUGCCGUUGGCGUACAGCUUCGAUGUUGCUACAUGUCAUCAACCACUAGGCAUGGAGUCUGGUGCAAUUACAGAUGCUCAAAUCACUGCCAGCUCGGCGCAUGACACAGGCUUUGUUGGGCCGCAACAUGCAAGACUGAAAACCGAUAAUAAUGGCGGCGCUUGGUGCCCCAAACAUAUGGUCUCGAACGCGUUGAAAGAUUACCUGCAGGUCGACUUGCUACAAACACAUGUCAUUACGGCGAUACGUACGCAGGGUCGCUAUGGCAAGGGUCAAGGUCAAGAAUAUACGGAGGCCUAUGUGCUGGAAUAUUGGCGACCGGGUUUCACUAAAUGGCAACGUUGGAAGAAUACGCAAGGAAAGGAGAUCCUGUCCGGCAACAUCAAUACCUACAGUGAGGUGGAGAACUUGUUGCAACCGAUAAUUUUUGCGUCAAAAAUUCGUAUUUAUCCGUAUGGACAGUAUGAUCGAACGGUGUGUCUACGUGCCGAAAUUGUCGGUUGUCCGUGGGAAGAGGGUAUCGUAUCGUAUAGCAUACCGAAAGGCGUGCAACGUGGCAUGGAAGUCGAUUUGUCAGACAAGACUUAUGAUGGCUAUGAGCAAGGUGAUCGUUUUGUUGAUGGAUUGGGUCAACUGGUGGAUGGUCAAAAGGGCAAAGAUAAUUUCCGCACUGAUAUACAUGGUUUUGGCAAAGGCUACGAAUGGAUUGGCUGGCGCAAUGAUACGCCCGAUUUGAAUGGCAAACCAGUUGAAAUUAUUUUCGAAUUCGAUACUGUGCGAAAUUUCAGUGCGAUAAUAUUACAUACAAAUAAUAUGUUCACUAAGGAUGUGCAGGUAUUCGUGCGUGCUAAGGUCUUCUUUAGUAUUGGUGGACGACACUUCUCUGGCGAACCGGUGCAAUUCUCUUAUAUGCCAGACACCGUAAUGGAUCACGCGCGCGAUGUCACUAUCAAAUUACAUCAUCGCGUUGGUAGAUAUUUGAAAAUCAAUUUAUAUUUUGCUGUGAAAUGGAUUAUGCUGUCGGAAAUUUCAUUUAUAUCGGUACCGGCCGUGGGAAAUUUCACAGAUGAGUCUGAGCAACGUGCCACGCUGCCACAGGACACGCGCGAAUAUCCAUUACAAAGUAAUGACUAUCAUCAUGGACAAAAGAAUGGUCUGGGCAAGAUGGGCACCAUGAAUGGCGGCGGCGGCAGCGGCAUGAAUGACGGCGGUAUGGGUGCGGCGGCGGGCGCUGGCCUCGGCUACAACAAUGGACCGCAAUUAAUUGCCCCACGUCCCAUCGAUCAGGAACCAUCGGAGAAAUUCUCAAUUGGUAUUGUUAUUGUUAUUCUAACGGUGAUAAUUAUUUUCCUCGUUGGCGCCAUAUUCUGCAUUGUGACGCGUACGAAGCGUGCACGCGGCAGCAAUGUCCUGGACGCAUUCCAAUAUAGCUUCAAUCCGAACACAUUGGGCGGCAAUGUGGAUAAACAUCGACCCAAUGGCGGUGGCAUUAAGGCCAGCGUCGAUGAUAAUGACUCGAUUGGCAAGAAUAGUCUCUAUCACGAACCUUUUAACGUGAAUAUGUAUACCAGCGGCGUCAACGGAUACGCGGCCGUAAAUGAUUUACAAUGUAAUAUGACGCCCGACUAUACAGAUGUACCCGAAGGCGGCUAUGCCGUGCCACACAUGCAGGAUUACAUGCCUGCCACAAAGAUGUCCAUGUCCGGCGGCGGUGUUGUCGGCGGUUAUGUGAAUGUGCGACGUACACCACCACCGCCGUUAAGCGCGAUUUUCCCCCGACCACCUUCGGUGCCGCCGCCACCGAUGGAGAAGUACUAUGCCACCACAGCGAUAUUCAAGCCAAUCAAGGGCCCCUCGGGCGGCAGCAACUGCGGCACAGUGGGCAGCAAUAGUGGCGGUGGCAGCAGCACACAUAAAUCCGGCAGCAGUGUGGGCAAGUGUGGCAGCAAUAGCGGCAUCAGCAGCAGCAGUGAACACAAUAAUUACGAUGACGGUAUGGGCACCAUGAAUUCACAAUCGACGGCGCCGAUGUUGAAUGCCUACAAUGGUGGCGGCGGCGCCGGUGGUGGCGCUAAUGGUGGAGUAGGUGUUGGCAUUGACUCAAUGCAAUUUCAGCGCGCUAGAACCUAUAACUUCCGCAGUUAUCCAGACAAUCUUUAGUUUGAAACAUUGACGUUGCGCGGUGGUGUGAGUGGCGAAGGUGACAGUGGCGGCAGCGGCGGCGGAGUGAAUAUUGACAGCGUUGACGUUGAUGCUGAGGUGGGCGGCAUAAAUGGUGGUGUUGGUAUGUUGAAUGGGAGUAACCGCUUGGAAUGUGUGAGCGGUAGUGUUGGCGGUGGUCAGAAAUAUAUGCGUACAGGUUUGAUCAGCACAAUGCCGAAGAAACAACAGUUGCAGCAGCAACAAAAACAACAACACCUUGGCAUCGGCGGCACAAUGUUGGCAACAACGAAGCCCAAGUACAGUCUAACGUUGCUCAAUGUGAAAAAUCAUCAACACAAUAACAAUAAUAGCAGCAAUAUUAAUAAUAAUAACAACAACAACAAUGGCAGCAUGGGUAGCGCUGUUGGCAACUGUCAGUUGCAUCCGCACCGCAAAUCACCACAUCCGCAUCUACAGCCGCAAUACGCUUACUACCAGCAACAACAGCAACAACAACAACAACAGCAGUUGCUGCAACAUCAGCACUUACCACAAAGCAAACGUGAACAGCAGCGGCAACAAUUGUCACAAUCAUACUAUCACCCGCCACCACCGCCACGUCAUCAGUUACGUGUUUUGCGGCUAUCGUCGGCACCCACAGGCGCGCCCGAAGUCACAACAGCAAAAGUAACAGCAGCACGACGUGCUGAUAGCGGCGUUGUUCUUGGUAGUGGUGGGGGUGCUGGUGAUAGAAGUAGCGGUGAAUUCACAUCACGCAACUCUACAAACCUAGAGCAGUCGCUCGCACCAACCACGCCCACAGCUGCAACAACAACACCAAAUACCAACGAUUGUAAUAAACAUUUAGUUGGUGUAAAUACGUUGCAGUGUGAUGAUAAUAGUAGUGAUGAUGCAUCGGUAACACCGGCACGAGAUACAGCUGCCGCAACACUGGCAACAAAAACAGCAACAAUAGCAAAAGCAACGACGCCUAUAGCUGAAACACCGACCGCGGGCGCAAUGUCAAAUGUUUUACAUGGUGGUAAAGAGCAACAACAACAACAAUUAUUACAAUUACAACAACAAAAAGCAAACAGGCUGUGGUAUCAUUGAUGAAAAACCAAUAGAUUUGAGCGCUUAUCUCUCUUUCUAAGCAAAGGCAGCAGAUUGAAAGCAAUACGCCAGUGAAUUCUACGAUUAGUACAUAGCACAGACAGAUAGACAGUUCUUUUGAAACAACACAUACCAUAGAUCCAAAAAGGUGGCAGUUAAUGUAAAGGAUGCACAGAAAACAUAGCUACAACAACAAAACUCCUGUAAGUUAUAAGCCGAAACCGACGAGAAAACUUGAAGACACCGACAAAGAAAAGAAAAAAAUAGAAAACAACUAACCGCACUGCAGUAACGAAAAAAGUAGGUACAACAACAAAGCAACAAA